This is a messenger RNA of Pieris rapae (cabbage white), 1314 nucleotides long. RefSeq names its product holocytochrome c-type synthase (gene Cchl). Gene Ontology annotation, biological process: cytochrome c-heme linkage. The record is from RefSeq and is a predicted model, not a curated record. The transcript has 5 exons. Gene Ontology annotation, cellular component: mitochondrion. Lineage: Eukaryota; Metazoa; Arthropoda; Insecta; Lepidoptera; Pieridae. Gene Ontology annotation, molecular function: holocytochrome-c synthase activity. Bases 211 to 987 code for a protein of 258 amino acids.
UUUCCUAUUGUCUAUACUCUAAACUGUAUUUCAGAAUUCAGGCCUCUGGCACCUGCCCCUACUCCCUAGUCGUCUAUACUUAUUAGUUUAUUACUUAUUGGCUUGCAUAAAAUUUAAAUCUAUUAGAUGUGAUAAUUUGAAAAUUGUUUAUAGCAGUCUUUCAGAAUUAUGUUCAGGUAACCUUGUAACCUUACGUAAGGUAUAUUCAAAAUGGGAAAUAAAGUAUCGGCAGAAGCGGUCAACAUACCACCACCACCCCCCGUUCAAAAUGGAAAUCCACCACCUGAAUGCCCUAUGCAUAAUAAGGCGGAAAAACCCAAAAGCGCAGAUGCACGGCCAUCAGAAUGUCCUGUUCAACACGAUAACAGCAUUAAUCCAUAUAACAUGAUGCCGCCAGCAAACCAACAGCCUGCUCCUGAUCAACCUUUUCAACUUCCAACUCAAAGACAAGUUUCUACUAUUCCUCGCGCUAUGCCUGAUGGUUCAACAGAAUUUUGGGUAUAUCCCAGUCAACAGAUGUUUUGGAAUGCAAUGUUACGAAAAGGUUGGCGCUGGAAAGAUGAAGACAUAAAACCAAAAGACAUGGAUGACAUAAUUAAAAUACACAAUGCCAAUAAUGAGCAAGCUUGGCAAGAAGUUUUAAAAUGGGAAGCACUUCAUGCAAAAGAGUGUGGGCAUCCUAGACUUAAGAGUUUUGGUGGUAAAGCCACUCAGUAUAGCCCUAGAGCUCAAAUGAGGUCACUGUUAGGCUAUGAAUUGCCUUUUGAUCGCCACGAUUGGAUUGUAGACAGGUGUGGAAAGGAUGUUCGAUACAUUAUUGAUUAUUAUGAUGGUGGAGAAGUAGACAAUAAGUAUCAGUUUGCCCUGUUAGAUGUGAGGCCAGCAAUGGAUUCUUUUGAGAAUGUGUGGGAUAGGAUGAAGGUCAUGUACAUGAGAUACCGCUUUGAGUUAUUGGGAAAUAAAGAAAAUCCUAAAUUAACUAAUUGAAUCUGUUAAGUGUUAGUAUACUUUAUAGAUUAGGCAUUUAGACAACCUUAAAUUGUUAUGCAAAUUAUUUUGUUUGUGACUUAUUAAAAUCCGUCUAAUUAACAAUUAUUAGCUUAUUUUAUUGUGUACAUCCCAACACAUGAAGCCUUUUAGUUCCCAUUUAGGAGCGUGGACGCUCUGAUGUUGCUAAUUUUUGACAAUAAGUAUGUAGUAUUCAAUUUGUGUUUUUGUUAUCAUAGUAUAAAAUCUUCUAAAGAGAAUGUUGAAAAAUUAUGCAUAUUGGUGUAUUGUAAAAGGAAUGGUAAAUGUUUCGCUUGUUCAUAUAAA